This is a messenger RNA of Meloidogyne enterolobii, 345 nucleotides long. The record is from the annotation of a GenBank genome assembly. NCBI's taxonomy places the organism in Eukaryota, Metazoa, Nematoda, Chromadorea, Rhabditida, Meloidogynidae.
AUGCGCGUUUCCGGCGAAACUCUCCGUUAUGAAUUACUAGAUGAAUGGGAUGAAGAAUUAAUUACAAGUAUCGAAGAAUUUGAUUUGGGGCGGUAUCAUCGAUAUAAUUCCAUAAUUCAAUACAUGCAACUAAUUGCAAAAGAAAAUCCAAAAAUUGCAAAAUUUGAGAGUAUUGGGAAAACAACGGAAUUGAGAGAGUUGGGUGUAUUGAAGGUAAAUAUCAAAAUUAGAUCUAUCUCAACCAUGUACAUAUAUUUUAAAAGGGACGAAAGGGAGGGAGAAGCUGACCAUUCUGUACAAUUGUGUCCGGAAAAGUCCGUAGGGAUAACCCACAAGUACCUUUAA